Messenger RNA from Cryptosporidium muris RN66, 1104 nucleotides. RefSeq lists its product as uncharacterized. The record is from RefSeq and is a predicted model, not a curated record. NCBI's taxonomy places the organism in Eukaryota, Apicomplexa, Conoidasida, Eucoccidiorida, Cryptosporidiidae. The coding region runs from base 1 to 1104 and encodes 367 amino acids. The transcript has a single exon.
AUGCUUAAGAACUAUGCUUCCCAAGAAAUUCUUUACCAGCUUUUAUUUGGUGAUGAUCAAGACAAAAAAAAAGUAUGUAAGAACAGAUAUAAUAAUGAGAAUAUAUGUUUAAUAUGUAUGAAGAAGCCAAAUAAAGAUGAGGAUAUGUUAAAGUAUACAUGUGUAGACUGUCGUAGAAGCCUACUUGCACUGGAGGGUUUCAAAUAUCACUGUAAGGAUAUAAAGACAAAACUAUCUCAUUUAGAUAAUGUAUGUACAGUUAUUUAUGAACAACUAAGGAAAGUUUCAACAAAUUUAAGGGUUUCCAGAAAUCCUAAUGUCCCAAAUUGGUGUAAUCGUGAUGUACCACCUAUGAAGAGUUCAACUGAUAAGAAGCAUAAUUAUAUACAAUGUAAAAUGUCUACAAUAAAUAUUAAUAAUAGUGCUGUAAUUGAAGGUAUGAAUUACAUUAAACAGCAUUAUAUUAAUGAUAACAACGAGAAUCUAAACAAUAACCUUUUGAUAUUCAGUAAAGAUGUUGCAAAUCUUCAAGAAACAUUGGCAACUUUCAUUCAAGUAAUGGAUUCCUAUAUAGAAACCCCAACUAUAUCAUUUAUUAAAAGUGAAACUCAAAAAAAAGGUCAAGAUAACUCCUUACAACCAUGUAUUGAAGAAAUUAAUUUAUCUCCAUUAAAGUCCAUAAAUAUAGAAGAUAAAAAAGAAAAAGAUAAACCUUCAACAUUAGAAUCACUUAAAUUGAUAAAUAAAGACUUUUCUAAAUAUAAAGGUGGUGAAAUAUCUAUAAUUUCAGAUAAUAUACCAACAUCAUCUAAUACAGCUCAAAGAAUUGAGAGAAUUAGGAAACAACAAGAAAAAGUCAGAAGACAAAUUCAAGCUUUGUAUGAAUCAACAUCUAAAAGCAUAAAUUCGAAGGACUCAUCACCAAAUAAAAACUUAGGAAGUUUGUUUUUAUUCCCUGAUGAACAAGAAGAAACUCUGCAGAUGCGACUUACAAAUUCAAAUCCUAACUAUAUAGAUGAGUCAACUGGAAUUAAUAUGCCAUACGGUAUUCUCUGGUCACCCUCUUCUUCUUCUCACUCUGAAGAUCAAGGUGAUGUGGAAUAA